Molecule: messenger RNA, 267 nt
Organism: Micromonas commoda
Lineage: Eukaryota; Viridiplantae; Chlorophyta; Mamiellophyceae; Mamiellales; Mamiellaceae
Exons: 2
Coding region: 1-267 (88 amino acids)
Biological process (GO): mRNA splicing, via spliceosome
Cellular component (GO): U4/U6 x U5 tri-snRNP complex; Lsm1-7-Pat1 complex; U6 snRNP
Molecular function (GO): RNA binding
Source: RefSeq, a predicted model, not a curated record
AUGGCUACCAACCCCUCCCAACUCCUGCCGUCGGAGUUGGUGGACAAGUGCGUAGGAUCGAGGAUUUGGGUGAUCAUGAAGGGCGAGAAGGAGAUGGUUGGUACUCUCAGGGGCUUUGACGUGUAUGUGAACAUGGUGCUGGAGGAUGUGAUUGAGUAUGAGAUGACCCCAGAGGGCAGGCGCGAGACAAAGCUAGAUCAGAUUCUUCUCAACGGGAACAACAUCGCGCUGUUAGUACCGGGGGGCAUGCCUGAAGACACAGCGUGA